CUCCCUGCCACACAGGGAGGUCAGGCUCCGAACCGAGUCAGAGCAAAGGUCAGCGUGCACCUACGUGCUCAAGAAGGAGCUGCACACUACGAUAAUCCUGGAAAUGUAUUUCCUUUGCUUCUUUUGCACCCUGAAGGUCAUUGAAGAAGUUAGGCUUUUCAGAAGCAGCUAAGAUGCCAGCCAGAAGAAGCAGACUUGCUUUUAGUGGGAGCCUUUGGGAGCACAAGUCACGUUUGCUUGGAUUUUGUGGAUGCCGCUUGGGCUGGCACAUUUUCGCCGUUGCCCUGGGAUGCCUUGAGCACCGGCCUCUGGUCUGUAAGGCUUUUUUUCUGCUGCUUUAUGACUGAGGAGAACUUCCCAGGCUUUGCUUUGGCCUCAGCUGUACUGAAGGCUGGGUUGCUGGGCACAAGCAGCCCAGAGCAGCUGCUAUUGUGAGGUCAAGGGAGCGGUGCCACGUCACAGUGCUGUCAGCGCAGCCUUGUCCCGGUGCGCGCAAGGCCUGGCUGUCCAGAGCAGCUCUUGCGCUCGCUCCCUGCAGGAGGAUCCUUGUGAUCAAGGAGUUCUCAGCAGACGGCCUGCACCCCGAGAGGAGUCUUGGUUUUUCCCUUGGGUGGCAUUCAGUGUGCAAACCCGCACGGCGCUGCUAAGAUGAUCCAGCAAGUCUGUGCCGCGGUUUGCACCGUCUUUUCUCUUGCUUAUUCUGGCUACUACCUGACCCAGCUGACUCGUCACUUCACGCGCAGAUGGAGGCAAGCCUGUCCUUUGGGCUCAGCAGCAGGGUCAGCACCUCCUCUGGCUCCCUCUCUUGUUGAGGAAGAGGCUGAAGAGGAGCAAAGGAGCACCAAGCCUCCACCUGCAGUCCCUCCACAGCCUGAACUUGCAGAGCCAGUGGCCAUCAAGAUCAUGUCACUCCAAGAGGAGAUGUCCGAGGAGCUGGCUGUCAAUGAAAUCCUGGUCCUGAGGGACAACAGGAAUCCCAAUAUUGUCACCUACUUGGACAGCUACCUGGUGGAUGCGGAGCUCUGGCUGGCCAUGGAGUUCAUGGACGGCGGCACGUUGUUUGAUGUGCUCAGGGCAGUGUACCUGGAGGAAGGACAGAUAGGCGCUGUCUGUCGGGAGUGCCUGCAAGGACUGCAUUUCCUUCACUGCCGCCAAGUCAUCCACAGAGACAUCAAGAGCGGCAACGUUCUCCUGGGCAUGGACGGAGCUGUCAAAUUGGCUGACUUUGGCCUCUGCGCUCAGCUCAGCCCUGAGCGCAGCAAGCGCAGCUCCAGCGUCGGCACUCCCAGCUGGAUGGCACCGGAGGUGGUGCGAGGAGAAGCCUACGGCCCCAAAGUGGACAUCUGGUCCCUGGGGAUCAUGGGGCUGGAAAUGGUGGAAGGGGAAGCUCCUUACCAGAGGGAAGCCCGUCUCAGGGUUUUUGAACUGAUAGAAAGGAACGGGCCCCCAAAACUGCAGAACCCCAGGCAGCACUCGGCUCUCCUGCGCGACUUCCUCCGCUGCUGCCUGCAAGCAGACCAGGACAGGCGCUGGAGUGCCCAGGAGCUCCUGCAGCACCCGUUUGUGACCUCAGGCGAGCCUGCCUCCAGCCUGGCUGCUCUGAUCACCUCAGCCAAGCAAGCGCAGGAUUGA
Passer domesticus (house sparrow) is the source of this 1632-nucleotide messenger RNA. RefSeq names its product serine/threonine-protein kinase PAK 3-like. Gene Ontology annotation, cellular component: cytoplasm. The record is from RefSeq and is a predicted model, not a curated record. Lineage: Eukaryota; Metazoa; Chordata; Aves; Passeriformes; Passeridae. The transcript has 9 exons. Gene Ontology annotation, biological process: regulation of MAPK cascade; regulation of axonogenesis; protein phosphorylation. Bases 649 to 1632 code for a protein of 327 amino acids. Gene Ontology annotation, molecular function: ATP binding; protein serine/threonine kinase activity.